UGUUGUCUCACGCCGGUCUUUGCGCUAACUUUGUCCUUCGUGCGUUUCAUGUAUCCUCGGAUUGUGUUACGCUGUGAGUCUGCGUAUACUUCACUACAUGUGGACACAAUAAACUCCCCACCGACUGAGCGCACGCACGCACACACGCGCACGCUGAACGAAACCAGCGGAGGAAGACCGGUCGGCGCGCUUCCUCCCCCAGCAGGUAUGCGGUCCAACAGGUUCGCGAUGGGGCGGGUUUCACGGAAAGCAGCGGGGCGGUUGAGGAAGUGUCCACGGGACUGACUGCGAUCGGGACAUCCACGUCCCCGCCGGUGUCCAGAAGCCUCGGGUUGACAGACAGGCGCGUGUUGGGGCUCUGGCCGCAGGCUCCUUUGCGCUCUUCGAUGGCCGCAUCGUCCGCGCUGUGGGUCGCGCUGCUGUCGCUGCUGCAGCUGGGACACGCCGCAGGAGAUCCAGUGGUGGUGGGGCAACAGGACGCCACCUCCUUCCUGUCCCGCUCGCUGCUCUACAACAGCUGGGACUUUGAGCUGGUGGCGACCGGCAAUCUGGAGAGGGAGUGUCUGGAGGAGGUUUGCAGCUAUGAGGAGGCCCGGGAGGUGUUCGAGGACGACACAAAGACGGAAGCAUUUUGGACCAACUAUGUGAACAGUCAAGAGAAUUCCCCCCGAGUGGAUGUGUCUGGGCUGGUGGCCGGCAUCGUGGCCAUCCUGGUGUCUGCUGGGAUCGCCACCGUGCUGGGAAUCUACUGCUACAAAAACAAGAAGAAAAGUGUAGCAGGGUCGGCGCGAGCUCCGGUGAGGAUGGCGGCAGAUGGGCAGCCCGCCCUAGAGACGGUACCCCUGGCCCCCCUCCCGGCUCUACCCAGCUACAACGAGGCUCUGCACCGCAGCGGACAACACGAUGCCCCACCACCUCCCUAUUCAGGGGGGGCGCCGUCCGAGCCUGCUGAUCCCGGAGACAACGCAUGAGAGGGAUCCUUGUUACAGCUGAUGGGCGCUGGUGGUUAAGUGAACUUUGUUUUGUGUUGAAUAGUAUCUAUAAGUGAAGUGAGGACACAAGACAGCAUGGUGUGCACAUUGUCUCCACUACAUGUGUGAAGGGCGCACAGCUCAGGGUGUGGUUCAUUUCUGUGGUUUCACUGUUGCUACAUCAAACUGUGUCAAUUCAUCAAUGCAUAGAUACUGUAUGGUCUGUGUUUUAUUUAAUAAAUGACAUAAGAAAAUA
Gasterosteus aculeatus aculeatus (three-spined stickleback) is the source of this 1227-nucleotide messenger RNA. It is a transcript of the gene prrg2, whose product is annotated as proline rich Gla (G-carboxyglutamic acid) 2. Lineage: Eukaryota; Metazoa; Chordata; Actinopteri; Perciformes; Gasterosteidae. Gene Ontology annotation, molecular function: calcium ion binding. Gene Ontology annotation, cellular component: extracellular region; plasma membrane. The record is from RefSeq and is a predicted model, not a curated record.